Vitis riparia (riverbank grape) is the source of this 369-nucleotide messenger RNA. Its product is annotated as B-box zinc finger protein 19-like. Bases 1 to 369 code for a protein of 122 amino acids. NCBI's taxonomy places the organism in Eukaryota, Viridiplantae, Streptophyta, Magnoliopsida, Vitales, Vitaceae. Gene Ontology annotation, cellular component: nucleus. The transcript has a single exon. The record is from RefSeq and is a predicted model, not a curated record. Gene Ontology annotation, molecular function: zinc ion binding. Gene Ontology annotation, biological process: regulation of DNA-templated transcription; photomorphogenesis.
AUGCGAACACUUUGUGACGUCUGUGAGAGCGCCGCUGCUAUUCUCUUUUGCGCUGCCGAUGAGGCUGCUCUAUGCCGAGUCUGCGACGAGAAGGUCCACAUGUGUAAUAAGCUCGCUAGCAGGCAUGUGAGGGUAGGGCUUGCUGACCCCAGUGAUGUUCCCCGGUGUGACAUAUGUGAAAAUGCACCAGCAUUCUUUUUCUGUGAGAUAGAUGGAACUUCCCUUCGUUUGCAAUGUGAUAUGAUUGUACAUUUUGGAGGUUUUCGGGUGGUGGAUCAUACAGAAAUGGCGGAGUUUGAGGGAUUUGCCAUCGGUAAUGGGCUUACAAAUUCCCAAAUACAGUACAAGGGCCCAAUUUUUAGGACUUGA